AUGGUAUACUGUGGUAAACCAAGCAAAGGAUGUGGCGAGUGCAGGUCCAGAAAGAUUCGGUGUGACCAAGCCCAACCGGCCUGUUCGCAAUGCACCAGGGCCAAGCGGGACUGUCCCGGAUAUCGGGAUCAACUGGCGUUAAUGUUCCGCGACGAAAGCAAAUCAGUAGUCCGAAAAGCGGUUGCGUCCUCGACAAAUAAGAAUAAACAAGAGCGAUCGCGUCGCACUGCAAUCCCAGAAAGGAAACCUAUGCGGUCUGAGCUCGGUCUCGUGGUGGAGCAGGACUUUGACUUCAAUUCUGAUCCACAGCAUGUCUUUCUUAUGCGACAGCUCGGGAAUUACCCGUUGGAGGUCCAGCCGUCAUAUGAGCUCGAGGCCACCAAAUAUGAAGCAGUCUGUUAUCUCCUGCGAUCCAAUGCCAUCCCCAGCGGCUUCUGGACUAGUGGGAUCGUUUCCAAUUUUUUGGUGCAGAGCGGGGGAUCUGCAGGCCAGAGAGCCAUGAAGACAAGCGUGGUUGCUACUGCUACGGCUAUGCUCUCGCGAGUAAGAGGGUUACAAUCGCUUAACGAUAUAGCCCGCCGGGAGUAUGGAUCCGCUUUGAGAUUGCUUAACGCCGCUCUAGCCGACAUAGAGGAGGCGAAAACAAAUCAAACCUUGGGCGCUGUUAUAAUGCUUGCCAUAUAUGAAGUGAUUACAUCAAGAGCCCCGGAGAGUAUUGACGGCUGGACCAACCAUAUCAAUGGGGCAACAGCCCUGCUCGAUAUACGGGGCACUGAUCAAUUUAAGACCAGCGCCGGUCUUCGCUUGUUUUUAUAUCUUCGAUAUCAGAUUACCAUCAGUUGCCUACAACGAGACGCACGAGUGCCUGACUCGCUACUGCAAUGCACGGACUUCGCGAUGUUUCUUGACACAGAAGAAGCUCACGGCAAUCGAUUAGUCAUGAUAAUUGGGAAACUAUCGAACCUUCGCGCAGAUAUCCACACCAAUACGUACAAAAGUGAGCGGGAAAUCAUAUCAGCAGCGUCGGUCAUCGAAGCCGAUUUAAUUGCCUGGCUGGCAGCUCUUCCCCCGGAUUUAACUACACCACCCAUCGCCCGGAUCAUCGUCAGCGAAAUCAUCCUCUCCCAUGUCCGGAAACUAUCCGAAAGUUCCUCUCUAGCCUCAUUAUCUGAAGAGCUUCGUGUCCAAUGCAGGACACUGCGAUCGACGAUUCGGCGGUUAGCCCUGGAGAUCUGUCGCAGUGUUCCGUUUCACUUCAACGUCCACCUAGUAACUAGGGAAUCUAAUCUCCCACCGCCUGAAAGUUAUAUUGGAGGCCUAGUGCUCCUAUGGCAUCUAUUCGUCGCUGGGGUUGUUGAGAGCCCCCAACAUAGGCUGCGCCGCUGGGUGGUCAAGUGUCUGGAAAUGAUUGGAAAGACGAUGGGUAUCGACCUGGCACUUGCAGUGGCAGAGAUAGUCGCUGCUGAUCCUGGAGUUUUACAUCCUGUGACUGAGGAAGAAGACAUCGACACCCAUUGA
Molecule: messenger RNA, 1518 nt
Organism: Penicillium verrucosum
Lineage: Eukaryota; Fungi; Ascomycota; Eurotiomycetes; Eurotiales; Aspergillaceae
Product: Zn(II)2Cys6 transcription factor
Exons: 4
Coding region: 1-1518 (505 amino acids)
Biological process (GO): regulation of DNA-templated transcription
Molecular function (GO): zinc ion binding; DNA-binding transcription factor activity, RNA polymerase II-specific
Source: RefSeq, a predicted model, not a curated record